This is a messenger RNA of Aspergillus versicolor CBS 583.65, 507 nucleotides long. Its product is annotated as beta-class carbonic anhydrase. Gene Ontology annotation, molecular function: zinc ion binding; carbonate dehydratase activity. The record is from RefSeq and is a predicted model, not a curated record. The transcript is spliced from 4 exons. The coding region runs from base 1 to 507 and encodes 168 amino acids. NCBI's taxonomy places the organism in Eukaryota, Fungi, Ascomycota, Eurotiomycetes, Eurotiales, Aspergillaceae.
AUGGCAUUUGUCUUUUCCCAGACUCGUGAGAUUGAGGCCGCGAAUGAAAAAUAUGCGGCGGCCUUUACUAAGGGCGACCUUGCGCUGCCUCCUGCUCGCAAGGUAGCGAUUGUUGCUUGCAUGGAUGCUAGACUAGAUCCCGCCAAAGCUCUAGGAUUGCAAGAAGGCGAUGCCCAUGUCAUUCGGAAUGCUGGAGGACGUGCUAUUGAGGCCAUUCGAAGCCUGAUCAUUUCUCAGCAGCUUCUUGGAACACGCGAGAUUGUGCUCGUACACCAUACUGACUGUGGCAUGUUAACUUUCUCCGACGAGUCAAUUCGCCAAAAGGUCCGAUCUGAACUUGGACAGGAUGCCGACCAUAUUGCAUUUUUGCCAUUUACAGACCUGGAAGCUAGCAUUGUGGACGAUGUCAAGCUGCUUGAGAACCAUCCUCUGCUUAUUGAUGUACCAAUUACCGGUUAUAUCUACGACGUUAAGACAGGAAAUAUCACCAAGGUGCAGCGCGUUUAG